AUGAACACCCAAAGGGAUUCCCUCGCCGUGGACACCCAAAGGGGUUCCCUCACCAUAAGCAUCCAAAGGGGUUCCCUCACCAUGAGCAUCCAAAGGGGUUCCCUCGUCCCCCGGGAUGUGGGUAGCCCGGGGAAAGACAUGCAGCUGCGGGUGAUCCCGGCUGAGGUGAAGUUCCUGGACACGAUGGCCGGGAGGGUGUACCGCCUCCCGAUUACUGUGCAUAACCUUGGCCGCUGGAACCAGAAAAUCCGAUUUAAGGAGCCCAUCAAGCCACAGUUCAAACUGAUAUUGACCAGUCUGGAUAAAGAACUUGCUUCUGGCCUUCAGAUGACAGCUAUGGUGGAAUAUCAUCCUGAUAAAGAUGAAGACACUUUUGACCGACUACUUAUUUCAAUAGAAAAUAAAACAACAGAAAUUCCUCUAAUUGGGUUGAUUCCAUCCUGUAAAUUGGAAAUUGAAUCAGUAGUUAAUUUUGGCACAUUGGUUGCCAAUAGUAAAGUGUAUUCUAAAGAGGUUACUAUCAAAAACCAUGGCAAAGCUCCAGGCAUAUUUAAGACAGAAUACUGCGGCCAAUUACCCAUCCUCAUUUUUCCAACUAGUGGUAUUGUGGAUGCUAAGUCAUCAGUGGUUAUUAAAGUAGAUUUCUGUGCAGACUACCCAAGAAUUGUAGAUGAAGAGGCAAUAGUGAUUUUGCAAGGUCAACCUGAGAUGCUCUUGAGUAUCAAAGCUCAUGUGGUUGAGCAGAUUAUUGAAUUAUUAAACAUGAGUAGAGACAGAAGGCUGGAAUACAUACAUUUUGGUCCUGUUUUCUUCGGAUCAUCAAAAAUUAAACAUGCACGUAUACACAAUAAUAGCCCAGAGCCCAUAAAUUGGGUGGCCAUAAUACAAGAUGAUGCCGUGGGAGAAGAAAUGGGUACAGAUACUCGACAAAGAACAGAUAUUGCUUUAAAUAAUCUCACCUACAUAAGAAAAAUAAAGAACAUAGAUACUACUACCAUUAUCUCCUGUCUUCCUAAUGAAGGGACUUUACAACCUUAUCAAAAGACUGUAAUUACAUUUUGUUUCACCCCAAAGCUAAUGGCUGAUGGUAAAAAGGAUAUUGGACCUUCAUACAGGCAGGACUAUGCUCUCUUUUUGAGAUUUGAGUCCGUAGGAAGUAAAGAUGGAUUUUUGAGAGAUGAUGACUGUAAAACCAUCAAAAGUGAACGAUUUCAGAAAAUGGAACUAGCACUGACAGGCACAGGACUUCCUGUUUUACUACAGUUUGAUCCAGGACCAGUUCUUAAUUUUAAACCUUGUUUCAUGGGUGAACGUUCAGAAAUUCAGUGUAUCUUAAAAAAUCAAUGUGAAUUACUUCCUCUGACGUACCGCUUUGAAAAAACUGCAAAUUUUAAAAUUGAUCCUGAAAAGGGCGAGAUUAAUGAAGGGGGUAUGGUGGAUGUGAUGUGUUCAUUUGUUCCACAUCAACUUGGAGUCUUCAAAGUGAAGCAGAAGAUAGAGAUUAUUGGUUUAGUGGCAGAAGAAGAUUUGCAGUCUUUAUCGAUAAAACCUUUCCAUCACGUAUAUUUAAAGUUCAACAGCAUCUGCAAAGCUUUGACCAAGAAAGUUGUGAUGAAAUUUGAUGCUGGUAUGUUGCCUUUGAUCCGUAAUCCCAUGGGAAAUUUUGUGGUCAAAGACUUCGCAAAACGCAAGAGUUAUGCACCUGUUGCAAUGCUUCCAUCAGCCACGACAUGCACUCACAAUCAUCGCUCAUGUGAAGAGCCGGUGAAGGAUGUGCUGUUAGCCUUUCCCAAUGACCGAGCUGCAACUAUCAGGUCUAAAGACCACGAUAAACAUUUCAGGCCAAUUUUCACAAAAGUUCCAAGAUUUGACUAUGUGAAUCCUGAUUAUGCAUAUACUACACUUGAAAAACAGCAAAAGAAAUUACAUGAAAACUAUUAUGCAAUGUAUCUUAAAUAUUUAAGAAGUGCGCGCUUGCAGAAGAAACAAGCAGAGAGGGAGCACAUGUAUUCAUAUGAUGAUACAGACAUAGGCUUAGAGCCAGGAUCAGGUCUAAAGUCACCCUCACUCUCAGAAGCGGAAAUAAAAGAGGAGCUGUCUUCAGCAGCGAAUUCAAUCAGAGCUAAUAGAUUGUUAACCACUAGGAGUAUAGCAUCCCAGGAGGAAGAGUCCCUGAGAAGAAAGGUUCACAAGGGACUUAAAUCAGAACCAUCCACACCACAGGAAAAACGUGAUUGCAGCUUAAUUUUGACACCAAAGCAAAUUCAUCAAGUAAUUGUUGGGCCUUCUGUCCUUAACUUCGGUAAUAUUUGUGUGAACUCUCCAAAUACUCGUCUACUUCAUGUUGUUAAUAUGCUACCUAUGCAUGUUUUGCUCCAGUUAGAUACUGCUUUAGAAGAACUUCGGAAGACCAACCAAUUUUCAUAUGUGAUUCCACCUACAUCCAGUACUUAUAUUUCGAUGGUAUUUGAAUCUCCCACUGUUGGAAAAUUUUGGAAGUCUUUCACCUUUACAGUGAACAACGUACCCAGUGGACACAUCCUAGUGAUGGCAGUUGUCCAGCUAGUAACACUUGAGCUAUCUUCUAAUGAGCUAGUAUUAAGACCACGAGGCUUCUUCAUGAAAACAUGUUUUCGGGGGACAGUUAGAUUGUAUAAUCAUCAGAAUCAUGGUGCUCAGUUUCAAUGGCAACCCGUAAACACAGGAAGAGGGAUAGCAUUUUCUAUUUGUCCAGCUAAAGGCAAUGUUGAAGCGUACUCCUCACUGGAAUGUGAAGUAACGUGGCAGCUGGGCUUCAAUUCUCCAGAAAAAGGAGAAUUUAUUCUUCAUGUCUUUCAAGGAAAUGCAUUGAAGCUAAAAUGUGUUGCACAUCUUGGUCGCACCAAAGUAUUACUUUUGCAGCCAAGGAUACUCUUUAGUAAUUGCCCUCAAGGUUUAACAACUUGGAGGAAAGCCAUUCUUCAAAAUGUAGGACAAAACCAUGCUUAUUUCAAGGUUUGUACUCAGAGUCUUUUGCCUACCAUUAAUAUUAUUCCAUCGCAAGGAAUAGUUCCAUUUGGGGGAAUAACUGCUCUCAAUAUCUCCUGUAAACCCACUGUGGCAGAAAAGUUUGAUACAAGAGCAAAGGUUGCUAUUCGUCAUGCGAAUGUUAUAGACCUUAGGAUUGGUGGAUCUGCUGAAAUUGCUGAUGUGGAAAUCGAUCCUGAUGUAUUUAAUUUCAGUGGCGCCUAUAUUGGUGGUACGCAGAUUAUUCCAUUUGUAAUAAAAAACAAAGGUAUAACACGUGCCAGAGUGGAGUUUAAUCUAAAAGACUUUCCAGAUUUUUCAAUGGAUCUUAAAGACAAAUCAGAAGAAUUUAAAGACCCUGCAGUUCCUUAUAUAUAUUCUUUGGAAUUAGAGGAAAACACAUCUCUGGAAUGUGGCAUAACAUUUUCUCCCAAACAAGUGACAAUAGUUAAAUUUAUCAUUCAAGUUCAGAUUAAUUUCUUUGAGUCUUCAAAGCUCUACACUAAAUAUUUGUCCAGUUCUCCUUCGAAUCCAAAAACGGUGCCACUGAUCCGACCAUGUUAUGUUCAAGCUACUGCAUUGCAAUCACCAUUGAACUUAUCUAGUACUAAGUUUGUAUUUGAAAUCCCUUUACAUGAGAUGAAUCCUAAUAAUAAGGUCACAAAAACUCAGAAUCUUGUUUUAUAUAAUAUUACCAAACACGAUGUGACAUGGACUUUGGAUCUUAGUAAUACUGGCAAACUUUUCAAAGAUGGCACAUUCAAGUUCAGUGUACUGAAUGGGAUUAUACGACCAAAUGCAAAGUAUAAUGUUUCCAUAAAUUUCUGUCCAAAUUGUCCUGGAAGAUACACAGCAGAUAUUCCUAUGUUUUUGAAUGAUAUUCCUGUUUGCUAUAAAAUGUUAUGUCUUACUGGAGAAGUAAAAUCACCAGAAUUAUUGUUUGACCCUCCAUUUAUAUUUUUCACUCCUGUUCCUUUGGAUGUAACAACUAUGAUGGAUAUUAACAUUUUACCUCAAAACUAUUUCAGAAAUUCAACUGUAUGUGUCCAGAUUCCCACAGUAAGGCUUCUUGAUGGCGAGGAGAUUCACCCUCUUUCCGUGAAAUUUCCAAAAGGCAGAGUCAUCCCAGGCUCUCACAGUGGAAUUAAUAAUAAGCUCACUUGCCACCUCAGUUUCAAGUCAUCUAAACCUGUGUCAUUUUUUACCGAUCUUCUUUUCUGUGAUGACAGAAAAAACUGGCGUCCCAUUUCUGAUCUCAUUGAGAUAAAUCAGCUUUGGGUGGCAAAUAUACAUUCAGAGAAGCGCAUUUUACUUAGCUAAGAGAGUAUAUCUUAUAUUCUCACUACGCACAUAUACACAAAAUAGUGUGAAACAGAUGUUAUCCCUUCUGAGAGAUGGAUAGUAAAUUUUGAUGAAGAUCUUUCAGAUGGUCUUGUUUUUGCAACACAAUUGGGAGCCUAUUGCCCAUUCUUGAUUGAGUCUCAUUUUAUAAAUAUGUACACACGGCCAAAAAGUCCUGAAGAGUAUCUGCACAAUUGCCUGAUUAUUAUAAAUACUCUUUAUGAAAUUGACUUUGACAUGGAAAUACAGGCCACAGACAUCUGUGACCCAAAUCCAAUCCUGAUGCUCAUGCUUUGUGUCUACAUGUAUGAAAGACUCCCUACAUAUCUUCCUAAGAAGGUGGUGCCCUUUGAUUGUGCUCUACAUGACACGGCGCUGAAUAAGAUUCUACUGAAAAAUUCCAGCUCGCAAAACUUAGUGUAUAAUGCUAGAAUUGUUGGAAGAGAUGCUGCUGACUUCUCCCUCUCCCAAAAAGGGAAUGUUGUGACAAUUUCUCCAAGAAACGAAAUUAAUGUCACUCUGAAAUUCACCAGUCGCUUUCUUUGUCCUGCUGAAGCUUCACUACUAUUAAUUUCAAAACCCAAGAAUGCAAUAAGAGGAAUUACGAUGACUUUUGCUCUUAAAGGCAAAGUCCUCGAUUUUAAAGACAUUGACAUUAUAAAAUGUGAAAGCCCGUGUUAUCAAUUUCAUGAAUUCACUGUGAAUGUGAAAAGCCCCUUCCAUACUGCUGGGGACUUCAAUGUUAUUUUGGUGGAAUCCUCAACAUUUGUCUCUUUGCCAUCAAAGUUAACUGAAUCCAGGCAAUACCCAAAACAUGAUGAUGACAUCAGUAGCAGUGGGAGUGACACUGAUCAGGGCUGUUGUGAUUCCCCAAAUCUCUUACAUACCUCAAUUAAGUCCACUUUUAUCAGAGAGUUCUUCUGCUCCAUGAAUACUGUUCACCUGGGAGUGAAAGGAACUUCAAGCCUAGAGCUCCGCUUUCUUCCCUUUAACAUGCACGUGCGCUACUGUGUCAUCAUCUUGAGCAACAAAAAGAUUGGACAAUUAGUAUAUGUUGCAGAAGGAAAAGGUAUGACCCCCUUGCCUUCCAGUUGCCUUCCAAUGAAUCCUUCUUCAAGUCCAGUUUAUUACAGCAGUACUCGAGAAGAAGGGCCUAAUAAGAAAUACCCAGUUCUAUAUUUUAAUUGCAAACUCCAUCAAAUCCAGUAUAUGGACCUUAAAUUGCCAAUGACUAAUGAAGCCAAGGAAAAGGCUUUGGCUUUUGCAGCACAGCAAGAGAUGUCGAGUAUUGAGUAUGAGCGAAGGUUGAUCACAGGCACUCUGGAGAGCAGUAGUAUCCGUGUGGCCAUUGCCCUCCUGGGACUGACCAAGAUCGAGACUCUUAUGCUCUUUCAUAUCUCAAAGUUGAGGAAGCCUAAGACCGUUUCAUACACAACAGAAGUGAGCCUUCCAGAAUAUUUUUAUAUCCCCGAGAAAAUCUACAUUCCUCAGAUUCCAGAACCUCGAGUAAUUAAACUUUCAAAAGCAAAAGCUUCAGAUGGAUCUGUACCACUUCCUUUGCAAUUUCUUCCUCUCCAUCCUGGACGCUACCCUUGUAAAAUUUUAUUGAAAUCAAGGUAUGAUGUGCGUGCCUAUUAUGUUGAAGGUAUUGUGAAUGAAGAACAACCAGAGGCCACAUUUGAGUUUGAAACACCAGCAUUUGAAGCCCUUACUCAGAAUAUUCCAGUAAAAAAUCAAACAAAUGAUAAAUGUACAUUUCAAGUUACUAUAGAAGGAGAAUGGUUUUAUGGACCUCUUGAUUUACAUGUUGGACCAGGUGAAAUUGUGCAGUAUCCUCUCACAUUCAAACCUAUUUUUGAAUGUGUCAUUACGGGUAAACUUAUUCUACAAAAUGAAGUAGAUGGUAUGGAGCACAUCUUUGACAUAAAAGGGGUUGGAAAAAAACCUUCAGCCUUGGAACACAUUACUGUGGAAUGUCAAGUGGGGAAUGUGACACAAAAACAUAUAACAUUGCCUAAUUUGACAAAUACUGCCCUAACAUUUAAGGUAACUGCAGAUCUUCCGAUAGUGUGGGGAAAUCCACAAAUUACCGUAUACCCUUAUAAAGAAAUUCUAUACCUGAUUAAUGUGUGCCCUUGGAAACGUGGUAUAUUGAAAGGUACAGUUACAUUUUCUACUAUAAGAAGGAAAUGUGAUGAUUGUGAGGACGACACAGAUCAAGAUCAAGCACUCUCCUGUCUUGAUUCAAUAACAGAACAAUCUAGCAUUUUUUAUGAUGCAGACACGUAUGAUCAUUUUAACAAUUUAAGAUUCUGGUAUAAUCUUGAGAUCCAUAGCACUCCUGGACCACCCAUAGACAUUAUGGAACUGACAUGUAUUGCUCUGGACAGCACUUGCAUUGAAAUACCUCUCUCUAAUCCAAAAGAUAGAGCUCUUCACUUAGAUGUGCAGUUAACGAGUGCUGCCUUUAAUGGUGAUAAUGAAAUUAUCCUGAGUCCACUACAGUGCACCACAUAUAUUGUAUGGUAUUCUCCAGCAACUGCAGGCUAUAGCAAUGAAAGCAUUAUUUUUCAGCCUGAAAUGGCUGAAGAGUUCUGGUAUUUACUGAAAUUAACUAUUGAAUUACCAAAACCAACCACAAUGCCAGAAAUACAGUGCGACCUUGGCAAACAUGUCACUCAGAUCAUUCCCUUGGUUAAUCAUACACAUGAAACCUUAAUAUUGCACGCAACAAACAGUAAUCCUGAAAAUUUUGUCCUGGAUAUUAACGGAACAUCACAACUGAUCAUUUCUCCUCACUCCACCACAGACGUACCUGUUCUCUUUUAUCCUUCUGCACUUGGAAGAGCUGAUCAUCAAGCUUGCAUCAACUUCUACUGUACUCAGUUUACAGAAUGGAAAUUCUACUUAUCUGGAGUAGGACUGUUUCCCCAGCCUCUAGACACGAAAAGAAUAACCACAUGCAUUGGUCUUCAGUCAUCUAUUGUUAUACCUUUCAAAAAUCCCACAACGGAAGAUGUCCUCAUUGAUAUCAAACUGACAAGUGUGGAAUAUCCCAGGAAUCUUGUCAUUGAUCAGUCCUGGAAUAGCUUCAUCUAUGAGAGUCCUGCCUUCACAUUUAGUUCUGUGAGUGAAAUACAAGGAACUACACUGCCUCCUAAAGGAAAUGUAGAUAUCUCAUUGUUAUUUAUACCCAAAAUUAUGAAAUUACACAAAACAAUGGUUAUUAUUGAGAUGACAAAAGCAAAUGGAAAAUAUUGGCCUGUUGACAAUUUUGAUGAGUUGGAUGUAGAAUUUAAAAGUAUUAUGGGAAUCAACAGCAAAGAAAUCCAAGCAAUACACUGGAGAUACCCUAUUGUUGGACUCCCACUAGCACCACCUCCUAAAUCUCCUCCAAUUGUCAUACAAUGUCAGUCGAGGAAGCGGGUAGAAGAGAAGGUGGAAAUCAUACUGAAUGCUAGUUUUUUCGGACUUAGUCCUACUCCAGAACUGACAGAAGUUUUAGUGAUUCCAAGAAGAACUUCACAUUCUUUUUGUGAGGAUCCCAAUGAAACUCCUAAAAUACAUGAAUUUGAGUAUGAAAUUCAAUUUGAAUCUGAAGCUAUGAAGUCUAAGUUGGAAUCCUGUGUAGCUGUAUAUUUGAUUGAUAAAUCUUAUGAUGUUACGGCUGAAAGGAUAACAUUUAUCUUCAAUCUGGUAUUCACACCAAAGAAACCAUUAAGGUCUCACAUAACACUGAAAAUACAGUGCAUAACAGAAGGGAUCUGGAAGUUUCCCAUGAUGCUGAUUGCUACUGAGCCUGAUACGGAUGCUGUCAUUGACAUUGAAGGAGUUGGUUUAUUUAAGGAAUCUGUUUUUGAAUUAAGGCUGAAAAGUCAGACAAGAAAUCCUGAACCAUUCACUGCACACUUCCUACCGGGCAGUGAUCUGGAGUUUUUUGUAAAACCUCAGGCUGGAGAACUUCUUCCUUGUAACACAAACGGAACUCUCAUCACUGUAGGAUUUAAACCUAAAAUGUACUGUAGGAAAUAUAAAGCAACAUUAGUAAUACAGACAGAAGAAAUGUACUGGAUAUAUGAGAUCAAUGGAUUAUCUCCAACUACCGUGGCACCGAAAAAUGCAAAAUCCAAAAUUGAUGCUACUCACAAGACACAUGACAACGUGCCAGUCCAUCCACGUAAUUUUGUCCGUGAAAAUGCUAAACUCAUAAGAACGGGGGUGUCUUCCACCAUCAAAGGUGCUCCUUUGGUGAUGAAGAAUCAAUAA
This is a messenger RNA of Piliocolobus tephrosceles (Ugandan red Colobus), 8613 nucleotides long. RefSeq names its product cilia and flagella associated protein 47 (gene CFAP47). Gene Ontology annotation, molecular function: protein binding. Gene Ontology annotation, biological process: cilium assembly; sperm axoneme assembly. The transcript has 59 exons. The record is from RefSeq and is a predicted model, not a curated record. NCBI's taxonomy places the organism in Eukaryota, Metazoa, Chordata, Mammalia, Primates, Cercopithecidae. Gene Ontology annotation, cellular component: cilium.